This is a messenger RNA of Truncatella angustata, 1833 nucleotides long. RefSeq lists its product as uncharacterized. NCBI's taxonomy places the organism in Eukaryota, Fungi, Ascomycota, Sordariomycetes, Amphisphaeriales, Sporocadaceae. The transcript has 2 exons. Gene Ontology annotation, molecular function: flavin adenine dinucleotide binding; oxidoreductase activity, acting on CH-OH group of donors. The coding region runs from base 1 to 1833 and encodes 610 amino acids. The record is from RefSeq and is a predicted model, not a curated record.
AUGGCAGAGUUUAACGACCAAUUCGACUACAUUGUAGUCGGCGGCGGUACUGCAGGUCUUGUCGUGGCCUCGCGGCUGAGCGAGGACCCCCAGGUCAGUGUGCUUGUGCUUGAGGCCGGCCCCGACAACUCCAGCGACCCUUUUGUUUUGACGCCGGGUUUGGUCGCUGCCCAAUACGGAAAUGACAAAUACGACUGGAAUUUUAUUUCAGAGCCCCAGCCGAAUCUGAACAACCGGAGGGUCAACCAGGCGCGCGGUCGUCAGCUUGGCGGUUCCUCGGCACUCAAUUUCAAUAUGGUGCUGUACCCGUCGCAGGCCAAUAUUGAUGCCUGGGAGCAGCUCGGUAAUGAAGGCUGGUCGUACAGUAGUCUCCAGCCUUACUUCAGAAAGUUCGGCAACACCCAUGCGCCACCUGUCUCGGCACUAGAGAAUUUGGACAUGGGGAGGUACCAUGACGACUCUCUCAAUGGAAGUGGUCCUAUUCAUGUUUCCUUUGGAGAGGGACUCACCAAGGCAUUCAACGGUGCUUGGAUGGAAACCUUCAGCGCCCUGGGCCUUCAGAACAACGCGGAUCCAAGAACCGGAAAGGCUUUGGGUGCCUUUCAAAACCCGUCCAGUAUUGAUCCAAGCACCAAGACUAGAAGUUUCGCCGCUACAGCGUACCUGACUUCCGAUGUCCGGCAGCGAUCAAACCUGACGAUCCGUUGCAGCUCCGUGGUCGAAAAGGUUUUGCUAAAGCAGAGAGGGGAUACGGUCGUGGCCACCGGGGUGGAGAUCCUUAUUGAUGGACGCACCCAGAGCAUCGGAGCCCGUUCCGAAGUUAUAGUCGCUGCAGGAGCUCUCCAAACUCCGCAGAUCUUGGAACUAUCUGGAAUCGGCAACGGUCAGCUGCUGAAAGACCACGGCAUUCCUGUGGUAAUUGACAAUCCCAAUGUGGGGGAGAAUCUGCAGGACCACGCCAUUGUCAUGCAAAGCUUUGAGGUAGCUGACGGUGUGCCUUCUGGGGACGUGCUUAGGAACCCUGAAGUCCUUAACGCCUUGAUACAGCUCUAUAGUACUAGCGGUGGAGAAGGCCCCUUAGGACAGAGCACUAUAAGCGUGGCGUACAGCCCAUGGUCUGACGGCUCUGGCCCGCUAUCUGCCCAGGCCAAAAAGGCCUCGCUAGAUGCUCACCUCUCUGAGUUCGACCCAUUGACAUCCGACCAAGCCCGUGCGGUUCGUGCAAUCAUCGAGGACCCCAGCGAGCCGGCUGUGCAGUAUCUCCUCUUCCCUUCCCAAGUCACGGUGAAUGAUGAACCAGCCCACAUGGCCGAGGUCAUCACUCCCUCGCGACCGGAAAACUACAUCACUGUCAUGACGAUACUUAAUCACCCAUUCUCCCGUGGCUCAGUGCACAUAACAUCGGCUGAUGUGCAAAAGAAGCCUUCGUUUGACCCUAAGUUUAUGUCUCACCCACUUGAUAUGCAGGUCCUAGCACAGAAUGUCGAGUUCGUGGAGCGGAUCGUCUCGACCGAGCCGUUCAAGUCGAUUCUGAAGCGUGGUGGUAAGCGAAUACCCGAAAUUGUCGCUAGCGACCUUGACAAGGCCAAGGAGAUUGUCCGCCGCAACCAGAUUUCCGUCUUCCAUGUGUCGGGCAGCUGUGCCAUGUUGCCCAAGGCAAAAGGCGGUGUCGUAAACGAGCGGCUGAUUGUUUAUGGCACCAGCAAUGUUCGUAUUGUCGAUGCCAGUGUGUUCCCGCUUGAGCCGCUCGGCAACAUCCAGACCACGGUGUAUGCUGUUGCUGAAAAGGCUGCCGAUAUGAUCAAAGAGGACCGCAAGGCCGCUACUGCUUGA